AUGGAAGGAUUUUCCACGUUAGAGGACUCCACGAAGAGCUCGGUGCUGUGGCGCCUUUGCUCUCUCUGUCCAGUUCCACUGAAAGUGCUGCUGUUCCAGAAGCAAAGAGAACCACCCAGCUUCCCAUGUGAAAUGGACACAGAGCUGGACCGAAUUAGCAGCUUGCCUGGGCAUGUUUUAGACCAAAUUUUAUCAGUUUUGCCGAUUAGAGAUGCAGUGAGAACUAGUGCUUUAUCAAGAAAGUGGAGGUACCAGUGGUCUCAAAUUCCUCAUCUUGUGUUCGAUACUCAAUGCGCCUCGAUAACUUCACAGGAUCAAACUAUAUUCAAGAAAAACCUUGUCAAUAUUAUCAAUAAUGUGCUUUUACUUCACAAUGGUCCAAUUUACAAGUUCAAACUAUCUCACCGUGACCUCUUAGGUGUUAGUGAUAUUGAUCGAUGGAUUCUUCAUUUAUCUAGAGGUUCUACCAAGGAAUUUGUACUUGAGAUAUGGAAAGGGGAGCGUUAUAAGUUGCCUUCUUGUUUGUUCUCGUUUGAGAACUUGACUCAUCUGGAAUUAUUUAAUUGUUUGCUGAAACCUCCUUCGGCUUUCAAAGGAUUCCGGAAUUUGAAGAGCCUUGACCUUCAGCAUGUUACCCUGGCACAGGAGGUGUUUGAGAAUCUAAUUUCUAGCUGUGCUCUGCUUGAGAGGUUGACGUUGAUGAACUUUGAUGGUUUUACUCAUCUUAAAAUCAAUGCUCCCAAUCUUCAAUUUUUUGACAUUGGAGGUAUUUUCGAUGAUGUUAGUUUCGAGAAUACUUCUCUGUUGACUCUGGUUUCCAUUGGAUUGUAUGCGAAUGUCAAAAAUGACCGGCAUGUGUCUCGUGGGAGUUCUAGUAAAUUGCUCAGGUUUUUUGUUAAUCUGCCCCAUCUUCGAAGGCUUGAGAUUCAGAGUUACUUUAUUAAGUAUUUGGCUAUCAGCAAAGUUCCAAGCAGGUUGCCAAAACCAUGCAUGGAUUUGAACUACAUUUCUAUACGCAUAAAUUUCAAUGACUUCGAAGAGAAUUCUGCUGCCUUGUGCAUCUUGAAAAGCUGCCCCAAUUUGCAAGAAAUAGAGAUGUUGGGUCGCCCAGAGGAACAAGCUGAUGUGGAACCACAAACUGGUUUCUGGGGAGAUGGCCAAUGGAAGUGCCUAUUUGGCCAACUGCGACUAGUGAAAAUAGUUGGCAUCUCAGGCAUCAGAUCUGAACUUGAUUGCAUUAAGUUUCUGCUUUCAAACUCUCCUGUGCUUGAGCAGAUGACUGUUAAGCCUGCUUCCAUCGAGGGGGGAUGGGAGUUGGUAAAAGAAUUGCUGCGCUUUCGGCGAGCCUCAAUACAAGCAGAAGUCAUUUAUCUGGAGCCAUAACUAUGAACUGUGGGAGUUGGGCAGGCACUGUUACUGAAAAAUACUUCCCAUCUAAAUGUAAAUAGAAAAUAAACCUUUUCUGUGUCUGCACCAUCCAUUUAUGUUUUGAUUAAAACACUGGCCUGUUACAAUUAGCAAGUUGUUAUUAUAUAUUAAUCUGAAAUCAUGUGCUUGAGUGCAUGACUUAGCUUCUGGUUUUUGCUGCCA
This is a messenger RNA of Populus nigra (black poplar), 1590 nucleotides long. Its product is annotated as F-box/FBD/LRR-repeat protein At1g13570-like. The coding region runs from base 1 to 1383 and encodes 460 amino acids. The record is from RefSeq and is a predicted model, not a curated record. Gene Ontology annotation, molecular function: protein binding. NCBI's taxonomy places the organism in Eukaryota, Viridiplantae, Streptophyta, Magnoliopsida, Malpighiales, Salicaceae. The transcript has 5 exons.